This is a messenger RNA of Colletotrichum abscissum, 168 nucleotides long. RefSeq lists its product as uncharacterized. The record is from RefSeq and is a predicted model, not a curated record. Lineage: Eukaryota; Fungi; Ascomycota; Sordariomycetes; Glomerellales; Glomerellaceae. The transcript has a single exon. The annotation marks the transcript as partial.
AUAGGGGUUAGGAAAUUUAGUAUAGUUAUUACAAAAAGAAGAAGGGCUUAUUACUUUGCCUUUCUAACUAAUAAAGAGUCUACUACUAUUAUAGAGGCUAUUUUUAUUACUAAAAAUUAUAUAUUAGCUUUUUUAAUUCUUAAUAGCUCUAUUUAUAUAGCUAAGUAG